Molecule: messenger RNA, 986 nt
Organism: Monosiga brevicollis MX1
Lineage: Eukaryota; Choanoflagellata; Craspedida; Salpingoecidae
Exons: 5
Coding region: 21-986 (321 amino acids)
Biological process (GO): vesicle-mediated transport; intracellular protein transport
Cellular component (GO): plasma membrane; cytoplasm
Molecular function (GO): GTP binding; GTPase activity
Source: RefSeq, a predicted model, not a curated record
AAGCCCCGCUGAGCAGUGACAUGGGUGGCUGGACAUCUCGCGAGGCGACGCUGCGCCCGCUCUUGACGGGACUGGAUGCUGCUGGGAAAACCACGCUUUUGUAUCGGCUGGAUCUGGAGGGCAUUACGCACGAAAUUCCGACAAUCGGCUUUACGCUACAACGGUUGCGUCUUCCAAAAAAACGGACGGAAUUUGUCUCGUUUGAUGUUGGCGGUCGAGGAUACAUCCGGCCUUUGGCUCGUCAUUUCUUCCAGGCCAUCAACAGCAUCAUCUUUGUCGUGGACGGCAAUGAUUCAGAGCGACUGGAUGCGGCCUGGCACGAGUUGCGGCGCCUGUUAGAAGAGGAGAGCCUGGCAGAAACGCCUUUACUCAUCCUGGUCAACAAGCAGGAUGUACCACAGGCUCUCCCACUCUCAAAGGUGGUAGCUAGCUUGCAGAAUGCCAAGUAUCAUCGCCACUUUCGCGGGCGCCGGGUCCUGGAGUUGGGUUCGGGCUGCGGACUUCUCGGCAUUGGCCUGGCCAUGCUGGGAGCCCACGUGACGCUGACAGACAUGGGGGAUGAGGUGAUCCAGGGCAAUCUGCGUUCCAACGCCCGCCUCAACUGGCAGGAUGAUCUGCCGACCACCCACACCGUCAAGGUGGAACCGCUGGACUGGACACAGCCCGAGGCUGCGCUUGAGCGCCUGGAGAUGCCUUAUGAUCUCGUGGUGGCCACCGACGUCGUCUACAAGGAGCAGGAUGUGCCACCCUUGGUGCACACGUUGGAGACGGUGGUUCGACCAGGCGGCUUGGCCUGGGUUACCAACGAGGAUCGCAAUCACACGGCCACCCAGCAGUUUCUCGACCAACUGUCAGUCGGUUUUGUCGUCAAGCACAUUUCCCUCAGCAAAUUGGAUGCUGAGUUUCAACACGAGACACUGUACAUGCUGCAGCUCCGACGCCGUCGCGAUGCAGGCGCUGCUGCAAGCGAAGAUCCCAGCCUCUAG